Molecule: messenger RNA, 2064 nt
Organism: Kalmanozyma brasiliensis GHG001
Lineage: Eukaryota; Fungi; Basidiomycota; Ustilaginomycetes; Ustilaginales
Exons: 1
Coding region: 1-2064 (687 amino acids)
Source: RefSeq, a predicted model, not a curated record
AUGCCAAACACCCUUCCCGCCGCAAGGGUCGUCGGCCACGACUUCCUUGGCAACCACAUCGGCGAGCUUCUCUUCCGCCAGCCCGUCGCUAGGACUGCUCCCUCAGACCGAACCAAGGGCUCGUCCGGUGGCAGCACCAUUUGCGCCUCGGACAGCAACACCAUCCGACGCGGCUCAAUCAUCUCCCAGCCAGGUCUUGCGCCCGUCAAGGAUGAUUCACCCUCUGCCAUCGAUCAUCUCUUCAGCGCUGGCAUGACGACGCCACUCGGUCCCUCCGCCGAUCCAAUCGCCUCUCUCGACCACAGCAGCGAGAGCUCGUCGUCCGAGCCCAGCUCUUCUGACAGUAGGUCGGGCAGCGCCGACGUCGACAUAGACAUUCUCCACCUCGACCAGCUCCCCGUGUCUCACAAGCGAUUCUCAUCAGCGGGUGGACCGCUGUCACCACGGGUCAGCUUUGUUACUAGCUUUGGUGCUAAGCAGCGCGGCUCGGGCAGCAGACGUGCGCCAUCCGAGAACGGCUCCUCCAGCUACUUUGGCUUGAGCAGCGACGUGAGCUCCAUGGCCAGCAUGUCGCCCAUGGAACCUGCACCCGGAGCCAUCAAUUGGAACAUGCCUUUCCGCGAUCCACAUCAAUCAUUUGCCAGAGCCAUCGAGCAAAACACUAAACUCGACCGCAACCUCUCUCAGCAGAGCGAGGCGUCCGAUGCCGCUACAUCGUCACAGGCCAAGACAAUCGACUCUGCGUCGGCCCCAUACCAAGAGCUUGCUACGCCUACGACCACUGCGGGCGCCCCUGUGGUCAGUGGCAAGAGCCAGUCUUUCUCUGUUGCCGAAACCUGUCAGCCCGUCCGCCAACGCCUCAUGCGAGCAGCUACCGAGUCGACGUUGGACCCCAUUGGGCAGAAGCAACGAUCACCGAGACCGCUGGAUUCUCCAUCCAACAGUUCAGGCUCGAGCUUGACGCACUCACGGAGCAUGGGAGCGCGCGGACACCGCAAGCAGCCAUCCUUGGUGCCAAAAGGAGACGACGAUCGCACGUUCUGCUUCGUCGACAACGCCUCGAGCGGGGCCGAAGAGGAUGAUACUGUUGCUGAAGGGCCCGAGAUGGUGCCGGAUGCCACACUGACGUCGGUUCCGAUGCGCUCUGCAUCGCAGUCGUCCUCGCAGUCAUCCUCGCAAUCGUCCUUCAAGGAGGUCACUGAUCAGCAAUACAGCGCGCAUCGACGCAAUAGCGUGCAGAUCUGCCCUUCUCCUGCGGCCACCUCGGCUGCAGCACCCAGCAUCGCACCCGCGGCAGCAGCCACGCUUCAGGACACCAGCAGCACCUUUACACUCACUCAGGCGGUCGUCCGCGACCAAUAUACCCGACAGAUGUCUGUCUUCCCUCUCAAGCCACCCUCCUCCGCCGGCCAGAACGGUGCCUCUCGACCCUUGCGACGUCUUCGCAUCCAGCCCAACGUCCAAUCGCGCCAAAGCAUGCUGGAGCGCACCAUGGACCAGCAGCGCAAGGCGAGCGUCGCCGCGCUUGCCGCCAACGCCAACGGUCUUCCCCUCGAAUCCGCCGCGCCCAUACCGGAGGUGCCCUCACAGACUGCGGCCGCCAAGCCGAGCGAGCGUUACGAUACCACCGCGUACGGUGCUGACCAGCGCACGUUCCGCAUCCAAUCCUCAGCACCGAGUGGCGAUUUCCCCUUCGCCGUGAUCUCGGAUGACGGCGUGAAGGCGGGCGAGCGAGUGGAGCCCGCUAGUCAUGCACGAACGAGCGACUGGGCACGCGCACAGAGCCUGUUGGCCAGCUCCGAAUCGAGUAGUCUUGCAGUCGACGAGACGGAGUUCCGCCCGACAUCUCAACCGUUGCUGAGGCUCCACACGGUCAGCCACAGCUCCACUACUGCCUCGACGGAGACGCCCAGCAUCAUGGACACGCGCGAACCUCUCAGCCCGCCCGAAACCGUCAUCUCCACGCCUGAACUUGAAUCCCCGCCCACGUCGGCCACCCUCAAGGCACAGGACGAGGACGUCUUUGGCGUCCGCCCGCGUCGCUCUUCGCCCCUCGCUACUUAA